AUGCCGCAGGAAAAUGGCCUCGAUCAGCGCGAAGACGGUCUCCCGCCCGAGCCGAUAUGCGUGCAAUACCGGUUCUCGCAGACGGCGCCCACGGGCCAGGGCAUCCCGACGCAGAUACGGCUGCUGACGGUCUCGGAGAAGCUCCUGGCGACGGUGCACGGCGACCGGGACGUGCUGAUAUGGAACCUGACGCGCAACGCGCCGCCGCGGAGCGUGGAGAUCGAGGCGAUGAUGGACCGGAUCACGGGGAUCGCGUUCUCGCCGACGAGCGACCGGGUGCUGGCGGUCUCGUUCCGGCUGGGGGCGUCGCACGAGGUGUGGAGCUACGACUGGGGGAGCGGGACGGCGGAGGCGGUGUUCGAGACGGGCGGCGCGGACUUCCACUCGGUGCAGUUCUCGCCGGACGGGAGGCUGCUGGCGUGGAUCUCGGGCGGGUGCGUGGACGUGUGGGAGACGGUGAUCAACACGCACGUGGUGACGCUCCGGGAGAGCAAGAGGAAGACGAACGGGAUGCCGGUGGCGAGGUUCGCGUUCACGCCGGACUCGAGCCGGAUCGCGACGCUGGACCGCGCGGGGAGGAUGACGACGUGGGACGUGGCGACGUGGGACGUGGCGACGUGGGACGUGGCGACGUGGUCGGACGUGAAGGAGUCUCUGUGCGGGAAGACGGGGGGCGCGUCGGCAUCGUGGGACGGCGUCGGGCGGGAGGCGAUGCAGCUCGUGGCGGACGGUCGAGGGCGGGUGAUGGCGGCGUGUCGGCAGACGGACGGGACGAGCCCGUGGACGUGGAGGUUGACGACGUGGUGGCCGGAGAACGGGAGCCGGGCGGAGCUGGAGAUGAACGGGUGCGCGUUCGCGUGUGUGCCGCGGAACGGGGGCUUCGUGGCGACGGUGCAGGCGGACGGCGGGAGGUUGAGGAUUCGCGAUGUCGGCAACGGGGUCUGUCUCGAUCAGUCGACGCAGGGCAUCGCGAAGACGGGCAAGACGCCGCUGGUCGUGGCGGGCGCGAUUGCGGUUGGUGAUCGGGUCAUGGUGACGCAGAUUGCGAACGGGAGGACGACGGUGUGGCAAUUGACGGCGGCGGCUGAUGAGUAG
Messenger RNA from Colletotrichum karsti, 1095 nucleotides. RefSeq lists its product as uncharacterized. The transcript has a single exon. NCBI's taxonomy places the organism in Eukaryota, Fungi, Ascomycota, Sordariomycetes, Glomerellales, Glomerellaceae. Gene Ontology annotation, molecular function: protein binding. The record is from RefSeq and is a predicted model, not a curated record. The coding region runs from base 1 to 1095 and encodes 364 amino acids.